AUGCGAUAAUUCACCACAUAAAGGUUGUAUAAAUUGCUAAAUAAAAUGUCAAAGUUCUUGAUUGAUUGUGAUACUACUGGCUUGGUUGUCUAAAAUAUAGGACUGGUUACAAUAAUGUUGAUUAUAUUUGUUAAUCAAUUUGCGGAGAUUAAAUAGUAGCAUAUGAUAAACAAUAAGAUAAUGGUAAUUUCAUAAUUGGAAAUGGCUGUCAAUUCUGUUAAUAUAGUUAUUAGAAUUCAUGCCUUAAUUGUAUUUAAUGAUUCUGUUAUGAUUAUAAAGAAGGUUUUGAAUUAAUAUAAUCUAAAAUGUUAUACUAAAUGUGGAGAUGGAAUAUAAAAUAUAAAGAAUAAUGUGAAAUGA
This is a messenger RNA of Paramecium sonneborni, 360 nucleotides long. NCBI's taxonomy places the organism in Eukaryota, Ciliophora, Oligohymenophorea, Peniculida, Parameciidae. The record is from the annotation of a GenBank genome assembly.